Messenger RNA from Tauraco erythrolophus (red-crested turaco), 408 nucleotides. The record is from RefSeq and is a predicted model, not a curated record. NCBI's taxonomy places the organism in Eukaryota, Metazoa, Chordata, Aves, Musophagiformes, Musophagidae.
AUGAUGUACUUUGCUUCGUGUCUUCCUGCCUUCACUUGGGAGCAAGAGAAGUGUUACGGUAAAUGGUGGAGAAAUAUUAACCCUAUAUUUGACUGCUUUCUUUCAGAGAUGUGGUACUGGGUUUUCCUCUGGGCUCUCUUCUCCUCUCUCUUUGUCCAUGGUGCUGUGGGAGUAUUAAUGUUUGUGAUGCUGCAGAGGCAUAGGCAGGGGAGGCUGAUCUCUGUCAUUGUGGUCAGCAUUGGAUUUCUGGGUUCUAUAACUGGAGCAAUGAUAACCAGUGCUGCAGUAGCUGGAAUUUACAGAGUAGCAGGAAAGAAUAUGGCUCCCUUAGAAGCUCUUGUUUUUGGUGUUGGACAGACAGUACUGACAUUAAUUAUCUCAUUUUCAAGAAUUCUUGCAACGCUUUGA